ACGGUAACAGCCGGGAAAGCUCGAAGAAGAAGAAGACGAAGAAAAGUUUAGGGAAGAGCAGGAGGGAGGGGACUCCAGAGAGAAAGUGUAGUAAUCCAACAGCGAGCAUGACCGACGCCGAGGCGCAGAGCGCUCCACCAUCGGCACCUGUGGAGGAGAACCCCCAGCCGGAGAGGAAAGUCAUAGCCACCUUGGUCCAAGGCACAGUGAAGUGGUUCAAUGUGCGUAAUGGAUAUGGCUUCAUAAACAGGAAUGACACCAAAGAAGAUGUAUUUGUUCAUCAGACUGCUAUCAAGAAGAACAAUCCUAGGAAAUUCCUCCGCAGUGUUGGAGACGGGGAGGUCGUAGAGUUUGACGUGAUUGAAGCAGCCAAGCCGCAGGGCUCGGAAGCAGCCAAUGUAACCGGUCCGGGAGGAGUUCCAGUCAAAGGCAGCCGCUACGCUCCCAACAAACGGCGCUUCCGUCGACGGUUCUUCCCCCGCAGCCCGAGGCCUGGUGACGAGGGCAAACAGGCCGAUGGCCAGUCCUCCGCCGUGGAGGGGGAGGGGUCCGGAGAGAACGACGGCAUGAGGCAGCAGCGCCGCCGCCGGCCCCGCAGACCGCGGCAGGAUGCACAAGAUAGUGAGGCUGGAGAGCAAAAAGACGGAGUGGCAGAAGGCGAUCCAAAACAGCGACCGCAACAGCGGAGAUUUUGGCGUCCGUACCGAAGACCUUUCCGUCCUCGCCCACCUACUGAUCAGGCUGAAGGCGAGCAGCAGGAAGCUCCAGAAGAGAUGAAGGAUCAAGGCGAAGUGAAGCAGACGGAGGCCUCUGAGGGCCCCCAGACCAACGGGGACGCUGAGGGCCAGAAACAACAACGGCGCCAGACGAGACGGCGCAGGCAAAGGAACUCCGAGUCCUCUACCUCAAAAAACGAUACAGAGAAGUCUGCAUCAGAGCCUGGUACCCCCCCUCCCACCUCAAAACCAGAUGACCUUAAAUCUGCAUCAAAAACACCAAAGUCUGCCGCCAAAACCUCUCCUAAAACGCCAAAAACACCAGAGAUAUCUGAGGUGUCUCCUUCCUCACAGCAGGCAGCUGCCACAACAGUCCCUGUCCCCAGAGAGUGACGCUAGUGAGAGGACAGUCUCGUGACCCUUGAUCCUAGGGUUUGGAGGACUGGAUCUAUUUCAGAACACAUGCACUGCUCUCCCCUCCCUGCACCCCCCCAAUCCUCCAACCCACCGCGUCUCGCUGUCUUCCAUUCGGAGAGGGGGAUAAGGUCGGGAAGAAGGGGAUACUGGUGGGUGGUGGAUGCAUAUUAGGAAAUUCAAAGGACAUCUUUAAGAAGAAAAUGGGAAAGAAUGGACAAUCUGCUUGGUAGCCCAGUUAUUCCAACCCCCCCUUAAUAAAAACAAUUUUCUUUAAUUGCCUAGAUGGGACUCAUCAAGUAACUACAAGGCUGGUUCCUCUAUAAACUUAUAGAGGAACCAGCCUUGAUUUUUAUUUAACUUUUUUUAAAUUUGGUUGAAGAGGGGAAAACCAAGCAGGUGUCAGGUUGGUGGUGCAUUAUGGGAGUCAGUUUAGUUCUGUUACCACCUCAAUCGGUUCUUAAAACAUACUACUCCCUUCAUCUCCUCGGUCGAGGAUAGAUUGACUAAAAGAAACUUUAUUUUGUUUUCGUUUUACUUAUUUGUGUGUGCUUUUCUUUGGAGGGGAUUAUGUGCAAUGUCAGUAGUUAAAAUGCUAAUUAAUAAAUCAUGUUUGCAAAUCUCA
Molecule: messenger RNA, 1755 nt
Organism: Centropristis striata (black sea bass)
Lineage: Eukaryota; Metazoa; Chordata; Actinopteri; Perciformes; Serranidae
Product: Y-box-binding protein 2-A-like
Exons: 10
Coding region: 108-1109 (333 amino acids)
Biological process (GO): regulation of gene expression
Cellular component (GO): nucleus
Molecular function (GO): nucleic acid binding
Source: RefSeq, a predicted model, not a curated record